CGCAGGUUCCUAUGGUUCCUAUGGCAACUGAUCAAACGUUUAUUGACUUGAGCUGUGCGCGCGUUCUGUGCUUGUGAACAGCAAAGCGCGCGGAUCAGCGUGAAUGCGCACUGAGCUGCGCGCCUGGUCUGGAGGAGGAAGUCUUCAUAACACUGUGGAUUCCGUGGAUUCACGCUUUGAUGUACCAUCAACAUCUAACGAACGUUUUCGCUGGAAGGUUCCAGAAAGAUUUUUGAGAGAGGCAGGUGUUUUUAAGCAGUCACAGGAAGCUGACCAUCACCAUCUCCCCAUGAUGCAUAUGAACAGCUUAUUGAACCGAUGGAAUGAGAUCUCUAAGAUGUGUGAGGUAGAUGAGACUCCGGAACCGGUCAGUCCCACGCUGCUCAGCGAGUCCACAGACACUUACUGCCAGACCGACUACUGGCACCCACUCCGAACCACCGUCCGCAAGCUGGAAUUCUGGGAGGACUUCAGCGCAGAGCUUAUCGGAACCGGCUUCUUCUCUAAGGUCUACAGGGUGAUGCACAGCACUACAAAAAAAGUAAUGGUGGUGAAGAUCUAUAAGAACGACGUGGAUCAGAACAGCAUUGUAAGGGAGAUCAGUCUACUUCAGAAACUCUCCCACCCGAACAUAGUGAGGUACCUGGGGAUCUGUGUCAAGGAGAACAAGCUGUACCCAAUUCUCGAGUAUGUUAGCGGAGGCUGUCUGGAGGAGCUGCUGGCCAGAGAUGAUGUCAGCCUCUGCUGGAGGGAGAAGAUCGAACUGGGCUGUGAUAUCAGUCGAGGAAUGACCUAUCUCCACUACAAGAACAUCUACCACAGAGACCUCAACUCUAAGGUGUGUUGGCAGCCUUUAGGGAUCAAAGUUUAGCCGUUUAUGGCAAAG
Rhinichthys klamathensis goyatoka is the source of this 886-nucleotide messenger RNA. Its product is annotated as dual specificity testis-specific protein kinase 1-like. Gene Ontology annotation, biological process: actin cytoskeleton organization; protein phosphorylation. The record is from RefSeq and is a predicted model, not a curated record. Gene Ontology annotation, cellular component: nucleus; cytoplasm. NCBI's taxonomy places the organism in Eukaryota, Metazoa, Chordata, Actinopteri, Cypriniformes, Leuciscidae. The coding region runs from base 104 to 871 and encodes 255 amino acids. Gene Ontology annotation, molecular function: protein serine/threonine kinase activity; ATP binding. The transcript is spliced from 6 exons.